Molecule: messenger RNA, 5361 nt
Organism: Brassica napus (rape)
Lineage: Eukaryota; Viridiplantae; Streptophyta; Magnoliopsida; Brassicales; Brassicaceae
Product: meiosis-specific protein ASY2-like
Exons: 3
Coding region: 3374-4207 (277 amino acids)
Source: RefSeq, a predicted model, not a curated record
UUCAAAUUUAGAGUUUUAUUACUCAAAACUCUAAAUUUGAAGUUUUGAAAUUCAUUUUUGGAGAGCAAAAAACUCUAUAUUUGAAAUUAUCGAGUUUCUUUACGGAGAUGCUAUUAAUAUAAAUACAUCACCCUUUCAAUUUCCACACCCUAUAGCCCACGUAUCACGGGCCCAUAAGCCACAUAUAUGACCUCUCUAUCAUUUCAUGCGCCAUGCGCCCCCAAUUGUCGGAAUAAUGACACACACCUCCACGUGAUCUCGGCGGUCCCUCGAGAAACAUAACGAAAAUUUUGGAUUACUAGAUUCUGAGGGCUGAUAUAUUUUUUUUGUUUUAAUUUUUUUUUUAAAAUUUAAUUUUUAUAUUUAUGUUUAAUAUUAAUUUAAUUUGCAUAACAAUAUAAAAUAUGUGAAAUUGCAUAACUAACAGUUGUGCUAUACGCAUUUCAUAAAUUAAUUUUAAACUUUAUUCCUAAAGUUUACAAAAUAUUAUAUUUUCUUAGUCGUUAUCUAAUUAUAACUGUUAUAAUUAUUGACAAAAAAAUUACGUAGUUUUUUUAAUAAAAAUAUAUAACAAUUUUACGUAAAGAAGAUAGAAAGGUAACUACUUAUGUUAACUAAUCUGUAAGAAGAAAGAUAAAUUAAUGAUUAUAUUAUUGAAAUAUAUUAUUUAAAUAUUAAACAUGGUUAGAGUUGUGAUAUAUUUAGAUGCAAUUAUAAGAGAUUUGGAUAUUAUUAUUAUUAUUAUUAUUAUUAUUUGUUGGCAGCUGAUUUGGUUAUUUUUUAAGUAGGUCACAUGGAGAAAAAAAUUGUUAGAUGAAUCAUUUAUCAAUUGGUCAGGAUCUUGAUUUAAUAGAAUAGAUAUAGAUUGAUAACACUGGAGUUUAUUUUAAAGACCGUAAUAAACAAGGGGUCAAAUCAAGCAAAGAAAACAAGAGCAACACUUCCUAAAUAAUAACAUGGUCACCGGUGGCGGUGGCGAAACCGACCGUAAGGUUCGAAAUGAAGAUGCAGCUUCGUCAGGCCGUCGCGGAGAACAUUCUCACCCCCUAACGUCAAACAAUCACGCCGUUACAGAGUCCGUGACCGUUAGCAAAGCUGGACAACAGUACACUCCGUCGUCUUGGAGCAAUCGGGAGAGUCCGGCAAGUCGUUCGAGUACUCCCACUCCGUCAAAGCGACGACGUAUAGUUCCUCCGUACCGGAACAGCAAAUCACAGCUUAUCUCUCGCGAAUCCAACGCGUCGGCUGCUUAAUCGCCGUCGACGAUUCCACCUUCGCCAUCAUCGGCUACAGAGAAAAUGCGCGGGAAACGCUAGGGCUAAUAUCUCCAUCCGUUCCAAGCAUCGACGACGACAAGGCAGAGACUCUCACGAUCGACACGGACCUCCGAUGCCGCUUCAGGCCAUCAAGCAUCGUCCUCCUCGAACGAGCCUUCGUGGCGCAGCGUGAAAUCACGCUCCUGAUUCCUCUAUGGAUCCACUCCAAGAACACUCGCAAGCCUUUCUUUCAAACCGAAGACCCGGCGCUCUCAAUGGCUGGAGCAGUCCAAUCUCGGAAGCUCGCUUGUCUUAUGACUCUGGUUCGGGAAUUGAUAUACAACGAAUAUGAAGAAACCGUUGAUAGGGCUUCAAUUCUUUCUAGUCUAAAUUUUCCCUUGUUCAUAACUCUAACAUGAUAGUGUGUUGCAUUUACCAAUUGUGCAGGGGACGAAGGAAAGAAUGGAAUGUAGAGGUCAAGCUGAAAACUUUUGGUCCCGAGGGAAAGCCGUGUUUGUCGUCAUGCUCAAGCAAGGACUAUUUUAACAAAAUUGUUAUGGACAAGUUCAACAACAUACUACAAGGCCCAUCAUCCAUUUGAUCCCUCCUCCAAUCUUUGCUGCCUGGAAUGGAACACUGCGAUGGAAAAUCUCACAGGCUGGCUGGCCUCGCAGCCAAGUGAUUGGUCAAUUGCUUGUCAGGGAUUGUUUUUCUUAAUGCGAUUGGCGGCUAAGACACUGAUUAAUUCCCUUUCCCGUUAAGAGGCAAAUCCUUUCAGGCUCUCCUGACUUUGUGUCAGCCCUGGUGGUUGUUUGAACCCAGACUGUCUAGUAAAGAGAAAUGACGAGUUCUCGGUGGGUCAAGACAAAGACGUGUUUUAUUAGAUCAAUGAGUCGAAACAGUUUUGCAAAAGGGGGAGAGAACAAAGGAAUUAGUCCAGCGAAAGCUACUUCGUCGGACCGUACAAGUCGGCGAGAAGUAAGAUAUGAAACCCUAGAUCUAGCCGAAAGUGAGUGUAGUCGUUUGCGGAUCCCCCCAUUGUUGCCUUUCCACCUUCUUUUAUAGACACGUGCUCGUUAACCUAAUCUUCCUUAUCCUGGUGGGCCUCGUCCUGGUGGGCCUCCUCGAGGAUUGGGCCGAGGUGUCGGGCCGCUACCUCGAGUCGUCGAGCCGACAACGUAAGGUUGCUCGCCUCGCUGGUCGGAAGCAGUCUAAAGCCGAGCCGAUCACUGGCUCGCGAGUCGACGAGCCGAAUCUCUUUAUUGUGAUCAUGUGUCUGGAUAAUUAUCUUGUGGGCCUUUUGGGAGGGCUAGCCCAUACCCAACAGUAAGUCCCCCUAGUUCGCAGGUGAGUAACCGGCUCAGCGAAUUUGAAAGUAGGGUUUGCAAGACAAUUGUUCCAGGUUUGUGAUCUCACUAGACUCCUCGACUAUGUGAGCAACUCGUCUGUUCGCACUUCGUGAUCUGACCGAUUUGAUUUGGACCGGCGGUUUCCUUUGGUUUUGAUUACGACUGUUGGUCUCGAUCUAAACCGGUCUUGGUUUUCCUCGAGAAGUUGAAACGUCGCGAGACGUGGUGAGCUUCACGCGCCUAAAUAGACCCGUCUAGGCCCAUCUAGGUCUAAUGAUGACGCCUCGGGGUGCGAUGAAUUCCUUCCCUUAUAAAUACCCAUCUCGCGUCUCAUUUUCUCCACUCUUCAUCCGGUUCAGGUACUUUCUCUCUCUUUCUCUCCGCUUCUCUCUCUAGCUUUGUAGUCUUAGUCUUUUGAGAAUGUCGUCGGGCGGUGGCAGUAGGCUUUCCAGAGAUCAGAAAGGGAAGGCGGUGGCGAGAGCAACCGAAUCGAGUCCUGCACAUGUCGUCGAGUCGAACUCUCCUUCUGAUUUCGAGACGAUUCAUCGUGAAGCCAUGAUGGAUACAAAAAAUAAGGAUACGCCUCAGCGAGUCCUUGUUUCUGAGUCAACACGUCAACUCCGCGAGGAGAGAGAGGCUGCAACGUUAAUUGCGAGAGAUGGUCAAGGUGGGGCGAGUGAAGGAUAGACUUCUCUCCCUGACUUCGUUCCGUAUUGUUAUCAUCCCGGGGGGAUUUUCGAGGACCUCCCGGCUUUGGCGCCGGAACUGAUGCGUUCUCCUAUCGUGGAAGGACAAAUGUGGGGGAACGUCGAGGAGACUCGUUCGACUCCUAGCAGCGUGAAAGUUCUGCUGAGAGAGUGCGGAGGAGUCGGAGUGACUUUCUUAAUCCCGACGAAAACCCAGAGGCCGUGGUCCCCUCCAUUGGGAUUUCAGUGUGUAUAUGAGUCAUACUUUCAGAACGAGACCAAGCUCUGGUUUCCAAUUCCUCGACUCGUCACAUCUUAUGCGAGACGUCGUGACGCAGCGAUGAGCCGGUUCUUGAAUGGUGCGUUCCGUAUUUCGGUAGCGUUGAUGGUGGCGGCAGCGGAGAUCAAUGUCUUGAUGAGCGUGUGGACUCUUGAAGAGCUGACCUACGUUAAGUCGAUGGGGGAUGGAUUGUACUCGAUUCAGAUGAGGCCUAACUACAAUGUGAUUGUCGACCACCCCAGUAGGACGAACAAUUGGCAGCGCUUCUAUUUUUAUGUCAAGUGUGAUGGUUUUGCCUUCGAGGAGCCGCCCGAUGAUUCCUUUCGAUUUUUAUGGAAUCAUGAACUCGUCGAUCACCCAGAUUCGGCCUCCUAUCCCGAAGAGUUCAUUGCUAAAGCUCAUGUCGUCGCGUCGCUUGCUCAAGUAAGUUGGAAAGACAUCACCGUUGAAAGGAUUCGAAGAGCCGUCGACAGGAUCUCGAAGAGGGACUGUAGAUCUGAUUUACCGCCUUUGAUUACCGGCAACAGGCGGCGAUUUUCAAUAUUCACUCGUGCAGAGCUGAAUGUGAUCAACGCAGCUAGAGAGAUGAAGGAACUUCCGGACUUGAGCGCACUAAUCAAGAAGAAGCUGAGGUGAGCGAAAAAGACGUCUUCUGCGACUCCUAUUGAGACGACUCCUGGUGAGACGACUCCUUCCGGGCCUCCCCCUCUCGCUGUUUCCCAGGGACCAUCUGUAGACCCAGCUAAUAUCGAGUCCUCGAGGGAAGACCUCGUGCAGUCUUAUGAACGAGAGACUGCUGAACCGUCGGUGACAAAUGGUAACAAGAAGAAAAGGUCCGCUCCUGAUUCCUCUGCUUCUGUCGACGCCCGCGCGAGGACGGGGUCUGACGAACCUCCGAAGAAGAAGAAGAAGAAGGAGAAGAAAAAGAGGAAGAAGUCUAUUGAGGGGCAGUCGGAACCUGUCGGGGACGCUGUGGGUCACGAACCUGUUGUUCAUGAGGGCUCUUCUCGGGAUGCUGCAACUCGAGAUGUCGUUGAGUCGAGCAGUUCCCCGAACGUUCUGCUAGAAGAAGAAGAAACUUUCCCGUGGGCGUGACGCAUCCGCUUCUGCUGCAAAGACUCCUUCGGUGGCGCCUCCGACGACCACAUGGGGUGGUUCAGGCUCGGAGGAACGUCGAAUCAAAUUCCGCGAUCGCGUGGAAUUCAAGUAUGACGGCGACACUCCACUUGCUUACUUUGGGAACCGAAAUUCACACCGUCGAGUUUUGUUAAUCGGAGGAAAGCCAAGUUAACCUAGCCUUCCCUGAAGGCCCCGGUUAUCUGCUGGGCCACGCACAACACAAUCAAUAUGAAAGAUUCGAAAGUAAUAAAUAGUAAAAGAGCGAAAAGAGAACAAAGAGGUCUUAUUUCCGAAUUCGCGUUUGAGCGUGAACAACAGGUGAGAUCCUAGGCCACGAGAGCUGUCGGUAUGUUCGCUAGUCUAGCCACCUAAGUUCUAACCUAGUCGAGUCGCAACUAGAUAGUAAAAACAGAAAAAUGCCUAAAUUGCUCUAAGUAUUAAGUUUGCUCUUAGAAUGCUCUCCCUUUUUUCUCUUCGUCCUAGGUCCUCCUUAUAUACUCUUCCUUAGGUUGGUUUACCUCUUCUCGGGCCGGAUUUGUCGUGAAGCGGGCUUUUCCAUAUUUCCUUCUUCUUUGUGAUUAUCUUCGGAAAUUUGACAUUUAUCUCUUCCCACAGAUGCGAUAAACCGUCAUACCAGUUUUUGGGUUCAAAUCUUUUGGGACCAAAGAUGG